AUGAAAUCUGAAAAUACCAGAGUUAGAACUGCUCUCAUUACCGGCGCCAACGGAUACGUAGGCAAUGCCGUAGCAAGGGCAUUUGUUCGCGCCGGAUGGAUUACUUACGGCCUCGUCAGAUCCCCCUCGAGCACUCACUCACUGGCGACUGAGGAAAUCCUGCCUGUUGUAGGCAGCAUUGGCGAUGUUAGCGGGCACGGUAAGAUCAAAAGCCAGCUGCCCCCAACCAUCGACGUCGUUAUCUCCACUACGGAAGACCACAACGAUUAUGUUCAACACUACACCGACAUCGUGAGUCUGUUGCGCACCAUUGCAGCAGGCAGCGUGGCCAAUGGGGUUCAGCCACUCGUCAUUUUUACCUCAGGCUGCAAGGAUUAUGGGCUGGGUCCUCACUUCGCCAACGAUCCCUCCCUCAGCCCUCACACUGAAGCAAGCCCUAUCAACCCUCCAGCGUUUGCUGCUCUGCGUGCGGAAUACUCGCAAAAGAUAUUCGAGCACAGCGACCUCUUUUCUCCAGUCUUGGUGAGGCCCACCAACGUCCACGGAAGAUCGUCAAGCUUCUACAGUAUUUUUUUCCGUGUCGCAAGCCGGGCUGCCGCAGACGAUAAGACCCUUGUGGUGCCGACACCGCCAGACAGCAUCGUUCAUUGUAUGCACGUUGACGACUGUGGUGACGCGUAUGUGGCUAUAGCAGCACACCCACGACAGGAGGAAGUCUCAGGACAGGCUUUCAACAUAUCUGCGCGGAGGUAUGAAACGGUAGAUGAGGUAGGCAGGGCGUUGAUCGCAGAGUAUGGGAUCUCGAAGGGGCUUGAAUACAUUGAUAAGAAGGAUCUGGAGCCGGAACAGAGUCCAUGGCCGCCGGGACUCGUAGAUUUCCCACAGUGGACCAGCUCAGAGAAGCUCAGGAGUAUUACCGGCUGGGGGGAUCAUCGUCCUUUAUUCUCGGAGGCCGUCCAUGUUUAUCGGGUGGCGUACGAGGCAGCUCAGUCUGCCGGGCACGAGAAUUUACAAAAGCGACACUUUGGCAACGAGUCGUCCGCCGCACCGCAGGACUUACCUGGUACAAUACCACAGACUCCUCUCAAGUCUGCCAUACUCUGCUUCCGACUGUUUAGCCAGACAUCAGAGAGAGCCAACAAAUGA
This is a messenger RNA of Diaporthe amygdali, 1146 nucleotides long. Its product is annotated as UDP-arabinose 4-epimerase 1. Bases 1 to 1146 code for a protein of 381 amino acids. The transcript is spliced from 2 exons. The record is from RefSeq and is a predicted model, not a curated record. Lineage: Eukaryota; Fungi; Ascomycota; Sordariomycetes; Diaporthales; Diaporthaceae.